AUGAGAGAUGAGACAGAAAGAGAUGAGAUAUUGAGAUUACUGGAGGAAAAAGAAGAGACCGGUCUGAGUUCAACAGUAUCCACAACAACAACCCAUCAACGCUCGAAGAUAACGCCGGUGAGAUUAAAUCCGGCGAGAUUAACUCCGAUAUAUGGCAGUGGUAUGACGGCUGCUACUAGAUUGUGUUUGUCCCUUGAGUGGAUAGAGCUGUCUGUUUCGGGGUCGUUGCCACCUCCUAGAUAUGGUCAUACAGCCACCAUGGUUGAGAAAAGUUUACUUGUUUUUGGUGGCCAGGAACCAAAAACAUUUUUUUUGCUUGAGCUGAUAACAACCAAACUGCGAUUAUUGUGUGUGGUAUGGUUAUCUUUGACAGGAGGUGGUGGCCCUAUCAUGGGUGAUCUGUGGGCUUUGAAGGGUCUAAUAGAUGAAGGUAAUUAA
Molecule: messenger RNA, 438 nt
Organism: Eruca vesicaria subsp. sativa (arugula)
Lineage: Eukaryota; Viridiplantae; Streptophyta; Magnoliopsida; Brassicales; Brassicaceae
Source: the annotation of a GenBank genome assembly